Molecule: messenger RNA, 2354 nt
Organism: Dendronephthya gigantea
Lineage: Eukaryota; Metazoa; Cnidaria; Anthozoa; Malacalcyonacea; Nephtheidae
Product: long-chain-fatty-acid--CoA ligase 4-like
Exons: 14
Coding region: 102-2222 (706 amino acids)
Biological process (GO): long-chain fatty-acyl-CoA metabolic process; neuron differentiation; long-chain fatty acid metabolic process
Cellular component (GO): plasma membrane; endoplasmic reticulum; lipid droplet
Molecular function (GO): long-chain fatty acid-CoA ligase activity
Source: RefSeq, a predicted model, not a curated record
UGUUCCGGCUAUCGAUCGAUCCAUACUUCAUAGUGAUAACUUGACAUGACUGGCUAAGUCAAGUGAAAACGCAUUAACCAAGCAGUUCUUUUACAGGGAACAUGAUUCUCGAUUUGGCCGAAGGGCCUAUUAUCUACAUUCUAAACUUCUUCGCUUCUUGUUGGGGUUUUAUUUCAUUUUAUCCGUGGUAUAUCUUGUAUGGCGCGAAGCAGCGACGCGAUGAAAUACAAGCUAGGCCUACUGUUUCAAGAGAUCCCAGCGCGUCUUACAGAUGCGUGGAGCAUUAUCAGAACAUUUUGCGGACCCCAGUUAAUGGGGUAUAUACUUUAGACAAGUUGUUCAGAAAUACUGUUUCAAACCAUGGCCCUAAAAGAUGUCUUGGAACCAGAGAACUUCUUAGCUCUGAAAAUGAAAUGCAGGCGAAUGGAAGAGUAUUUAAUAAAGUAGUGCUUGGAAAUUAUAAUUGGUUGAGUUAUAACGAAGUGCUUACUAAAGUUGAAUCAUUUGGCUGUGGAUUAUUGGCCCUUGGUCAAAGGACUAAACAAAAUGUUGUCAUAUUUGCGGAUACAAGAGCAGAAUGGAUGAUUGCAGCUCAGAGUUGUUUUUCUUAUAACUUUCCAGUUGUGACCCUCUAUGCUACACUUGGAGAUGAAGCUAUUGUAUAUGGUAUAAACCAAGCUGAAGUAGAAGUUGUUAUAACUGAUGGACAUUUAUUAGGGAAACUGCAGGUAGUUGCAGGGCAGUUGACAAAUAUCAAAACAAUUAUUUAUAUUGGGAAUGUGGACCUUAGUGGUCUAUCUGUGUUUCCAAGUAAUGUCAAAGUUUUAUCUAUGGAGGAAGUUGAAAGGAUUGGUUCUAGAUCUCAAAAUAUCUCUCAGCCUCGUAUACCACCAUGCCCUGAAGAUACAGCAGUAAUAAUGUAUACAAGUGGCUCAACAGGUUUACCAAAAGGAGUGAUAAUCUCUCAUGCCAACAUCUUGGCCACAAUGGCAGGAAUGACUGAUAGAGUCCAAAAUAAAAGCAAUGAUGUUUAUAUUGGGUAUUUACCACUAGCUCAUGUGCUGGAGCUCGCUGCAGAGCUGGUCAUGUUGUCUCAAGGAAGUUCUAUUGGUUAUUCCUCGCCUUUAACAUUGGCAGACCAGUCUUCUAAGAUCAAGAAAGGUUCCAAAGGAGACGUUAGCGUGCUUAAACCAACCCUCAUGGCCGCUGUUCCGGCAAUCAUGGAUCGAAUCCGCCAUAAUGUCCUCGACAAGGUUAAAGAGGGAUCGUGGUUUAAAAGGCUUUUGUUCAAAUUCUGUUAUAACUACAAAGUGGACCAGGUGAAGCAAGGAUAUGACACACCUCUGAUUAACAGCUUUAUAUUCAAGAAGACAAGAAAUAUACUGGGCGGCAAGGUUCGAUCCAUGUUGAGCGGGGGCGCACCAUUAUCUGAAGAUACCCAAUACUUCAUGAAUGUAUGCAUGUGUUGCCCUGUUGUUCAAGGUUAUGGUUUAACGGAGACCUGUGGCGGAGGAACAAUCAGCAAUACAUGGGACAAAACAUGCGGUCGCGCUGGAGCUCCAAUUGGUUGUACUGAAGUGAAAUUGGCAAGUUGGGAGGAAGGUGGCUACACUCCGUACGAUAAGCCAAAUCCACGAGGCGAAGUCGUUUUAGGAGGAGCUAACAUCACCAUGGGCUAUUUUAAAAUGCCCGAGAAGACCAAGGAAAGUUUUUAUGUCGAUAGGAAUGGUCAACGAUGGUUCCAUACUGGUGAUAUUGGGGAACUGGAUCCGGAUGGUUGUUUAAGGAUCAUAGAUCGCAAAAAGGACUUGGUCAAACUUCAUGCCGGCGAGUACGUUGCUUUGGGGAAAGUCGAAUCGGUGUUGUCACGAUGCUGUCUCGUGGAAAGUGUCUGCGUCUACGCAGAUGCAGGAAGUUCCUAUGCUGUAGCAUUGGUCGUGCCUCGUGCGAAGGAAUUAGCUGCGUUGGCAAAGUCUCUCAAUCUUAAUCCAAAUGACAUGGAAGCUCUGUGUGAGAACCCGAUCGUUGUCAACAAAGUAUUGCAAGAAAUCGAAACUACUGGAAAAACUGAAAAACUUGAGAAGUUCGAAAUCCCGAAGAAGAUAAAAUUGUGCAAAGAAGCGUGGACUCCUGAAACUGACCUUGUGACUCAAUCUCUCAAGUUAAAACGCCGGAACAUUGCGACAUUUUACGCUCAGAGUAUAAGAGCGAUGUAUACCUGAGCUGAAUUGAAAUAUAGCAUGUAGCUCAACGGAACACAAUAUGUAUGUAAUUUAACGAAAUAUGCAAUUUGGCUGAAAUUAGUUCAAAACUGAAAUGUGCAUUUGAAGAAUAAAAUUGUUUGCAUCUCUUGA